Messenger RNA from Physcomitrium patens, 3411 nucleotides. Its product is annotated as 1,4-alpha-glucan-branching enzyme, chloroplastic/amyloplastic. Gene Ontology annotation, molecular function: hydrolase activity, hydrolyzing O-glycosyl compounds; 1,4-alpha-glucan branching enzyme activity; cation binding. Gene Ontology annotation, biological process: glycogen biosynthetic process. Gene Ontology annotation, cellular component: cytoplasm. The record is from RefSeq and is a predicted model, not a curated record. NCBI's taxonomy places the organism in Eukaryota, Viridiplantae, Streptophyta, Bryopsida, Funariales, Funariaceae.
CAAGGGAGGUGCUGAAAGGGAAGGUCGCUGGCUAUGGCUGGCCGUGAAGGACGGCUACCCGUGACCCUCUCACUCCCAACCAGUUUGAGGCUGUAGCGCCACGCGGCCACCCUAACCAUUCUUCCUUCCAUGGAUCUUCACCCAGUGCUUCGUUAGAUAUUCAGUCCACCUUCCCAUUUGGAUUCCGUGGUGGUAAUGUAGACUCGGAAUUGAGAGUAGAGCAGGGAAGCGUCGAGAUUGUUCUCGGGAUUCCGUUGCGGGACUCGUCUGGUGGAAGUAAGUCUGGGUUGUGUUUACUAGGAACUCGGCAUCGUAGCACACCGUGGCACAGGGUUAUCGAGCAGGGACGAGCGGGCAGCAUAUCAUUGCUAUCUACCGCCUGAAGCGCGUGCAUGCGAGACGGCAGCAUUGCGUUGUCUCUACGGAACUAGGGGGUUGGGAGUGCGAAGGAGCUAGGGAGAGCGAAGGAGCUAGGGAGAGUCAAGGGUGGAGGGAUCGUCCCUUAGAAUUCCAUCAACAUGCUCGCUGUACCAGCCUGUCACGGUCGCUCCUCUCCCGCCGCUACUCAUGCAUCUCUACAAUCUUCGAGUCAGGUCGAAGGCAGGGGUAUAACGUCAUCGGACGUGUUAGGUUGGCAGCGAUUGACUCUGAAAAGGUCCAUGUGGGGAGUUGGAGGGCUCUCGCGAAGCUUGAACUUCAAGUCUAGCUCACCUCCCACAGUUAGGGCAACUAGCAUAAAAACAGAGAAGACAGAAAAGCCGGAUAAGCCAGCAAAGUCAGCUGAGCCGGCUGAGCCGGCUCAGCUGGCUGGCUGGAAGGACUUAAAUGGGAUGGAGAAGUUGGGUGUAGUGGAAGUGGACCCUAUGCUCGCCCCUCAUCAAAAUCAUCUCCGAUACCGUUAUCGUGAAUUCUUGAAACGAAAGAUGGAAAUUGAGAAGGUUGAGGGGAGUUUGGAGAAUUUUGCCAAAGGUUAUGAUAAGUUUGGAUUUACUCGUGAUGGGGACUGCAUCGUGUACCAAGAAUGGGCUCCUGCAGCAGCGGCUGCUCAAUUGAUUGGUGACUUCAACAACUGGGAUGGAAGUAAUCACAAGAUGGAAAGGGACGAGUUUGGUGUCUGGUCUAUCAGGUUGCCUGAUGAGGAUGGUGUUCCUGCCAUCCCUCAUGGUUCCAAAGUUAAGUUCAGAAUGCAGAAAGGCGAUGGUACUUGGGUGGAUCGUAUUCCAGCUUGGAUUAAAUAUGCCGUGGUUGACCCUAAUGUGUUUGCUGCAUAUUAUGAUGGUGUUUACUGGGAUCCACCUGCGGAAGAAAAAUAUGAGUUCAAGCAUGCUCGUCCACCAAAACCGGCAGCUCCACUCAUCUACGAAGCUCAUGUAGGGAUGAGCUCGAAAGAGCCUGUUGUAGCGUCCUACAGGCAGUUUGCAGACGAAGUUCUUCCUAGAAUUAAAGCGAAUAAUUACAACACUAUACAGCUAAUGGCAAUUAUGGAGCAUGCUUACUAUGGUUGCUUUGGGUAUCAUGUCACAAAUUUCUUUGCCGCCAGUAGCCGUUGUGGUACUCCCGAAGACCUGAAGUAUCUGAUUGACAAGGCACACUCCAUGGGGCUUCGGGUUUUGAUGGAUGUGGUCCACAGUCACGCUAGCACAAAUGCUGUCGACGGGUUGGCUGGGUAUGAUCUGGGUCAGUCUUCUCAGGAAUCGUAUUUCCACACUGGUGCUCGAGGAUAUCAUACGCUCUGGGAUAGUCGUCUAUUCAACUAUGGUUCUUGGGAAGUGCAGCGGUUUCUUCUGUCGAAUCUGCGGUGGUGGAUGGAUGAGUAUAAGUUCGAUGGCUUCCGCUUUGAUGGAGUCACUUCUAUGCUUUACCAUCACCACGGGCUGAACAUGUGCUUCACUGGAAACUACCACGAGUAUUUCAGUGAGGCCACUGAUGUCGAAGCAGUGAUGUAUUUAAUGCUCGCAAAUGAGCUUGUCCACAAGUUAUUACCCGAUGCUACAGUGAUUGCAGAAGAUGUAUCUGGCAUGCCUACCCUCUGCCGAUCCGUCGAAGAAGGAGGGGUUGGCUUUGACUAUCGUCUCGCUAUGGCUAUACCGGACAAAUGGAUUCAAUAUCUGAAAGAGAGGAAGGAUGAAGACUGGUCCAUGGGUGAUAUUGUUUAUACUCUAACCAACCGGAGAUACACAGAGCCAUGUGUUGGAUAUGCCGAGAGCCAUGAUCAGUCAAUGGUUGGAGACAAGACAUUUGCAUUUCUGUUGAUGGACAAGGAAAUGUAUUUUAGCAUGACAGCUACGCAACCAGCAAAUCUAAUUGUCGACCGUGGGAUUGCAUUGCAUAAGAUGAUUCACUUUAUUACCAUGGCUCUGGGUGGAGAAGGUUACUUGAAUUUUAUGGGCAAUGAGUUUGGUCAUCCAGAGUGGAUCGACUUUCCUAGACAAGGCAAUAAUUGGUCAUUUGACAAGUGCCGAAGGCGGUGGGACCUUGUGGACCAGGACCAUCUUCGAUAUAAGUUCAUGAAUAAUUUCAAUAGAGCAAUGAUAGCGCUUGAAGAAGAAUUUCAGUUCGUGAGUUCUCGAAAGCAGUAUAUCUCCUGUCAACAUGAAUAUGACAAGCUAAUUGUUUUUGAAAGAGGAGACCUGGUCUUCGUCUUUAACUUCCAUCCGACAAACACGUAUUCUGGGUUGAAGGUUGGCUGUGAGAUUCCUGGCAAAUAUCGAAUUUGCCUGGAUAGUGAUGCGGCUGAGUUUGGAGGUCAUAGUCGGGUGGAUCAUAAUGUUGAUCACUUCACUAGUCCCGAGGGUGAGCCAGGAAGGCCAGAGACUAACUACAACAACCGACCGCACUCCUUUAUGGUCAUGGCUCCAAGUCGAAGCUGUCAGGUAUACUACAAAGUACCGGAGUGAAUUGGAGAUAGACUUUGGAUCAUUAUUGCCUACUUUAUUACUGUACAAUACAUUCUGCCAUGUAUACUGAGGUAGGGAGCAUGCUUUUGGCGCUUCCUUCAAGGCCUCUUCCCUGCCUGUGGUUGACAAUUAUGGUUUAUCAGCCUUUUUAGAGCUGCAGCUACUUUUGACCAGCUUAUAUCUUACUUAGAACAACUCAACACAAGGUGUGUUGAGAUCCCUGCACUCUAUCCCCUUCUUUAGAUGGCAGCCAUUCGAGGAACCUAGUUGCGAGAUGUAAGGUCUUUACUGGUACUGGCUAACUCAAAGUUGAAGUGAAUUGGUAUGUAUCAUCAGAUCUUUAUCUAGAAUAGUGAUCGAGUGUUGAUAAUCAUGGCGUGCAGUCCUUGCUCAAAGACAAAUACUUUCCGUCUUAAAACUAACCUUCAAAUUUCCUUCAAUUCUAGGUGGUUUGGGAUUGUUCGAUACAUGAUGCGCUAUCACACAACGUAGUAAAUUGAGGUUUCCAAUCAAA